This is a messenger RNA of Eufriesea mexicana, 763 nucleotides long. RefSeq names its product transmembrane emp24 domain-containing protein eca-like. The record is from RefSeq and is a predicted model, not a curated record. The transcript is spliced from 4 exons. Bases 113 to 763 code for a protein of 216 amino acids. Lineage: Eukaryota; Metazoa; Arthropoda; Insecta; Hymenoptera; Apidae.
GACUGUCGCUGAUUGUUUUCGAAGGUGACGUGUGCUCUGCUUAAUUUCACUUAGAAUUUCACUUGUAACUUAAGUUUUACCGUGCUAUAUAAAGCACUGACUGUCAAAAAUCAUGUUAAAAUACGGCGGUGUAUUUCUUGUGUUAUUGUGUGUUCUUGAAUGUGGUACAGGACUUUAUUUUCACAUCGCUGAAACCGAACGAAAAUGUUUCAUCGAUGAAAUCCCAGAUGAAACAACUGUUUUAGUAAAUUACAAAGUCGAAUUAUAUGAUCCAAGAACCGGUGGAUUCGCCCAGACCAGGCCUGGAAUGGGUAUGCACGUGGAAGUUCGGGAUCCAGAUGAUAAAAUGAUUCUUUCCAGAGUGUAUAGUUCAGAAGGAAGAUUUUCUUUUACUUCCCACACUCCCGGUGAACAUGUAAUUUGUUUGUAUUCUAACAGUAGUUCUUGGUUCAGUGGUACCCAAUUGAGAGUACAUUUGGACAUUCAUGUUUCUGAUCAUAGUAUUGAUUAUUCAAAUACAGCACACAAGGAAAAGUUUACUCAGUUACAGUUGAGGCUACGCCAACUUCUUGAUCAAGUGGAACAAAUAACAAAGGAACAAAAUUACCAGAGGUAUCGUGAAGAACGUUUCAGGCAAACAUCUGAAAGUACAAAUCGCCGUGUGUUUUGGUGGUCACUCGCUCAGUCUGUAAUUUUAUUGUUCAUGGGUGCAUGGCAAAUGAGACAUUUGAAGAGUUUCUUUGAAGCAAAGAAACUAGUUUAA